UCUUCUGUAAAUUUUUUUUCCGCCUUCAGGGACCUUCCAUGCAUUUUUUUGCUGGAGGGGUUCCCUUGGCUAGCUCAAAAUAAUCCGCAGGCCAUUUCAGCCAAUCGAACCAUCUCCAAAUCGUUAUUAUUAUUGCUUGAGAGGAAGAUAGAGUGAAGAUGAAUUGCUGUUUUCCUUGUUUGCAGUUACAGAGAGGCAAGAAAACAACUAGAGAUCUUGUUGACAUCGCAGUUUCUUUUAAUGAAUCAAGACAUCCUGGGAAUAAGAGACAAAAAUCUACCAAGGAGGAAACUGUUCAAGUUGGCAGCAAAGACAUCAAUGCACAAGCUUUCACUUUCCGUGAGUUAGCCACUGCAACAAAAAACUUCCGUCAGGAAUGUUUGUUGGGAGAAGGUGGAUUCGGAAGAGUUUACAAGGGGACCAUUAAAUCAACCGGCCAGGUUGUAGCAGUGAAGCAACUAGACAGGAAUGGCCUGCAUGGAAACAAGGAGUUUCUUGAGGAAGUUUUCAGGCUGAGUCUCCUGGAUCAUCCGAAUUUAAUCAAGUUAAUUGGAUACUGUGCUGAUGGAGAUCAAAGACUUUUGGUUCAUGAAUUUAUGCCAGGGGGAUCCCUAGAAGAUCAUUUGAUAGACUUAGCAGAAGGCAUAAAGCCUUUAGAUUGGACAACAAGAAUCAAAAUAGCAUUGGGAGCCGCUCAAGGUUUGGAUUAUUUACAUACCAAGGCCGAUCCUCCUGUGAUAUACCAUGAUUUGAAGGCCACAAACAUCAUGUUGGAUCAGAAUUUUGUGCCGAAACUCUCCGAUUUUGGGCUGGCGAAGCUUGGCCCUGUUGGGAACAGCAAUGGUCUUCCUUUAAGAGUGAUGGGGACAUAUGGUUACUGCGCUCCAGAAUAUGCAAAAACUGGCAAAUUCACUAUCCAGUCUGAUGUCUACAGCUUUGGAGUUAUUUUGUUAGAGCUCAUCACUGGAAGAAGAGCCAUAGACAAUACAAGACCGGUAGAAGAACAAAAUCUAAUUUCUUGGGCCGAACCUUUUUUCAAGGACCCCAAGAGAUUUCCGGAUAUGGCAGAUCCUCAUCUUAACAAACAAUUCCCAGAGAGAAGUUUGAAUCAAGCAGUUGCAGUAGCAGUCAUGUGCCUGCAAGAAGAACCAUCGGCUCGCCCUUUAAUGAGUGAUGUUGUGACAACUUUAAGUUUCCUCUCCCAAGAUACCGAGGAUCCUGGAAAAAGCGGAGGAAGUGUUUCUUCAAGAUCAAAUGCGGCCAGCGAUAGUUUACCAGACGGAAGCGAAUCAAGUGAUAUUAGUGUUUUUUCGAGUAUCGAAAGCAGCCCCGAAUCAGGUUUCGGCAUUUCAGGCCGAAAUAAUAGCAAUGAGUUACAAAUUUCUUCAACUUUGAAACAAAACGGAAGCAGCAGCGGCUCGAAAAAAAUCAACAAAAGCUUCAGUUUGAAGAGUAAAAGCUCCAGGGAAUCCUUCGAUAGUUUCAAAGACACGGCGACAUCUACAAGUUCAGGAAAUUCCGAAGAUUCUUCAAGUGAAGCAACUCUUCUUGAUCCAUAGCAACAAGCAGGAGAUUCCAGGAUGGAAAAUUUUAUUCAGAGAGAAAAUUGAUCUCCAGGUAGUGAUUGAUAGGAAGUCGAAUUACAAAUGAAUUUACAAGACGAUAAUGUUCUGAAAAUCAGAGGCUUAUUUCGGUCGAACAUUUUGUGUAUGUUUGAGUUUCAUGGACUUGCCUUGUUCAUUAUUUGCAAAAGGAACAAAAAUCCUUAUUUUGCUAAGAAGAAAUGAGAGAACUCUGUUUAUUUA
Mangifera indica (mango) is the source of this 1805-nucleotide messenger RNA. RefSeq names its product probable serine/threonine-protein kinase PBL24. The transcript is spliced from 5 exons. The coding region runs from base 159 to 1559 and encodes 466 amino acids. Gene Ontology annotation, biological process: protein phosphorylation. Gene Ontology annotation, molecular function: ATP binding; protein kinase activity. Lineage: Eukaryota; Viridiplantae; Streptophyta; Magnoliopsida; Sapindales; Anacardiaceae. The record is from RefSeq and is a predicted model, not a curated record.